Molecule: messenger RNA, 1688 nt
Organism: Clunio marinus
Lineage: Eukaryota; Metazoa; Arthropoda; Insecta; Diptera; Chironomidae
Source: the annotation of a GenBank genome assembly
AUCCCUUUAAAAACCAGCUGAAAGAAUACGUUUAGAAAAUAUUUGCUUCUUCCACAAGAAUUCUUCAAAUUUUCUUGAUUUCCUUCUUUUUCUCGUCAGCAAUGUUUGAACAGGAAGACAAUCCAUUUAGUGUAGAUGAAAUUGAGCCAAGAUUGUUUUUAGGCAACUGCACAGCAGCUCGAAACAUUCAAUUUCUGAAAUCAAAACAAAUAUCUCAUAUUCUUACGAUUGAUAGUGUUCCAAUACCCGCAUACGUUUGUUCGAGUGCUGCUGUCAUCAACAAGUAUAUUCAUAUUGCUGAUAUGACGAGAGAAAAUAUCUUGGAACAUUUCACUGUGUGUAUUAACUUCAUUGAAGGAGCUUUGAAAGAUCCCAAUGGAACAAAUGGUAUUCUUAUUCAUUGCUUCUAUGGCGUGAGUCGAUCAGCAACAAUUGCCAUCGCAUAUCUGAUGAAAAAGUAUUCUAUUAACUACCAAAAAGCCUUUGAACUAGCAAAAUCAAAACGAAGACUUGUUCAACCUAAUCACGGUUUUGUGUUGCAAUUGAAACUCUUUCAUAAAAUGGCUUACGAAAUAGAUCCAACUUAUAAGAAUUAUAAAAUUUUUCGCCUGAAACUAGCAGCUGAGCAAGUUAAAAGUGUGAAAAUUCUUCCUUCUUCUUUCUUGAAUCUUUUGGCUCCUGAUCCUGUACUUCAUCAGGAACGACCUGAUCCAAACGUUUAUCGUUGUCGAAAGUGUCGAAGGAUCGUAGCAUCGAAAUCAAAUCUUAUUCUACAUAAACCAAAAGAUCAAAUUAAUUCAUUUGAGACAUCUCAUUUGAACCAAAAAGGAAAACCAAACAAUUCGGUGCCGAAUCUUUUAGAUGACGAGCAGAUGGAAAAUCAAAAUCCAACAGUUAAUCUGAAUGAAGCAAUAUCAGAAUUAGCAGGAGAUUUAAUGGUUUCUACAAUAAGUGAAAAGCUACUUAAGAGAAAUCAUCCUGAUCCUCAACUUUGCACCAAAAUGUAUUUUAUAGAACCAAUGAUUUGGAUGAAAGAUGUUCCUAACAAUGUAGAGGGAAAACUUUAUUGUCCACAAUGUAAAAGUAAAAUCGGGAGUUUCAAUUGGAUAAUGGCAUCAAAGUGUCCAUGUGGAGCUCAAGUUUCACCGAGCUUUUAUCUUGUCCCAUCGAAAAUCGAAUAUUCGAACAUUGUCCAGAACAUGCAAGUCACUGUUUGAAGGUGAGCUCUAUUGGAUUAUUUCAUUUCUCAUCCUAAUGCUCAUAAUAAAAUCAUAAUGUAACCACUUCUUGGACCACUCUUAAAUGCUAUUUAUUUUCUAUACACUUAUUCAUGUCUCAAUCCUUAUCAUACAUACCUUGUCUUUUAUUAAAUAAAUCAAAAUUUAAUGUUCUUCCAUGUUUCUUACGUAUAAUUCAAUGCUAUGUCAGUAUUAAUGAAUAAAUUUUGUGAUUUGCUUGCUUCAAAGCUAGUAGCUUAAGAUAUAUGAUAUAUGAAUAAAAUUAAAAAAAUGUGAUUUUCUUUCCAUAGAAAUAAUUAUAAAAAAAUAAGAAAUGAAUAUCAUAAUUGAAUGACAAUAUAAAUUCGAAACAUUCAAUAAUCCAUGAAGAAAACAUUUUAGUGAUUGCAGCAGCGUCAUCACCAAAAUUGUCAUUCUGCAAUUGAUUAAAUAUUCAAAUAAACCCCAAAG